This is a messenger RNA of Nematolebias whitei (Rio pearlfish), 2581 nucleotides long. Its product is annotated as inactive rhomboid protein 1. The transcript has 17 exons. The record is from RefSeq and is a predicted model, not a curated record. Gene Ontology annotation, cellular component: endoplasmic reticulum membrane. The coding region runs from base 374 to 2488 and encodes 704 amino acids. Gene Ontology annotation, biological process: regulation of protein secretion; regulation of epidermal growth factor receptor signaling pathway. Lineage: Eukaryota; Metazoa; Chordata; Actinopteri; Cyprinodontiformes; Rivulidae.
UCGCCUUCCACAGACCGUCCUCAGCCCAGGGCGGGGCUGAAUCCACGAAACUGAAUUCUACAACCGGGCACGGCAGAAGGGGAACUCAACCCCGUCCUGUCGCUUCCAUGGAGCAGCGUGGAAAAGCUCUGCGCGCGUAGCACCGGACCGGACAGCGGCUGUGGUCAGGAUUUAUCCAUUUGGACCCAAAAGGAGAGAAACGCGUUUCUGUUAGUGGUGCGCAGCAGUUAAAGAUGAUGUGACAAACCCAGAUCUUGCUGCCCGCAGUGGAAGUGGGGGGGAAAAAAAGAGGAGACACCCUAUAAAAAUCACUCCUGGAGAUCAACCGAGCUGCUCGUUCUGAGGCUGGAAGGCCUGGGGUGAGACAGAGACGAUGGCUGAACCACGGCGGGAAAGCACCAGCAGCCUACAGAGGAAGAAGCCUCCCUGGCUCCGACUGGACAUUCCCACGGCUCAGAUGUCACUAGACGAGCCUCCUACUUUUGUUCAGCCGGUGAAAAGGCAAGGGUUCCUUCGCAGUAUCAGUAUGCCAGUAGAGACUUCAUAUCUCCAGUCUCCACCGCGAGAGGUGUUUGACACCCGGCGGCCUGCCUUUCAUCGUCAGUCAUCCAUUACACAGACGAUAAAGAGCAGCAGGAGAGUGCACUUUGAAAGGAUUAACACUGUGCCUGUUAAGGGGCACCGAGCUGCCCGCCGCAGCAUCAGGAAACACCAUUCUCUCUCCAGAACUCUGCUCAGGGGAACAGCUGACUGGUUUGGGGUUAGUAAAGAUGGCGACACCACCCAGAAAUGGCAGAGAAAAAGCUUGCGACACUGCAGCCUGCGCUACGGGAAACUGAAACCACAGGUGAUCCGAGAAAUGGAUCUGCCAAGCCAGGACAACAUCUCCCUGACCAGCACUGAGACCCCGCCACCCCUCUAUGUGCCCUCUUCACAACAUGGCAUGCAAAAGAUUGUGGACCCGUUGGCGCGUGGAAGAGCCUUUCGAAUGGUGGAGGAAGUAGACGGUUACAGCGUGCCUCAGACCCCCAUCACUCCUGGAGCUGCAUCACUUUGCUCCUUCACCAGCUCCCGCUCAGGUCUCAACCGACUGCCUCGCCGGCGUAAGAGAGAAUCGGUGGCAAAGAUGAGCUUCAGGGCUGCCGCUGCGUUAGUCAAGGGUCGCUCAUUCCGAGAGAGCACUCUAAAACAGGCUCAGAGGCGAAGCUUCACUCCUGCCAGCUUCAUGGAGGAAGACAUGGUUGACUUUCCCGAUGAACUGGACACGUCUUUCUUUGCCAGAGAUAUCCUGCUGCAAGAGGAAUUGUCUACAUAUGUCGAUGAGGUGUUUGAGUCGCCAUCUGAGAUGGCCAUCAAAGAGACAGACUCCAGCUCCAAGAAAGAUGAAAAAGAGCUGACGGGCAGCGCCUUAGAUAAGACUGAGCUGGAGAGAAGUCACCUCAUGCUACCCCUAGAAAGAGGAUGGCGUAAAGCCAAAGAAGGAACCCCAGCACCACCAAAGGUGCCCUUGCGUCAGGAGGUGGUGAGUGUUCACGGACAGCGGCGUGGACAGCGCAUUGUUGUACCCGUCAAGAAGCUUUUUGCUCGUGAGAAGAGGCCUUACGGGUUGGGCAUGGUAGGAAAGCUCACAAAUCGCACUUACCGGAAGCGAAUAGACAGUUACGUCAAGAGGCAGAUUGAGGAUAUGGAUGACCACAGGCCGUUUUUUACAUACUGGAUCACCUUUGUCCAUUUACUCAUCACUAUACUGGCUGUGUGCAUCUAUGGAAUAGCUCCAGUUGGCUUUUCUCAACAUGAAACUGUUGAUUCUGUUUUAAGAAACAAAGGUGUCUAUGAAAAUGUUAAGUUUGUACAGCAGGAGAACUUUUGGAUCGGGCCUAGUUCAGAAGCCCUGAUCCAUUUAGGGGCCAAAUAUUCUCCAUGCAUGCGACAAGAUGGGCAGGUGCAUGAUCUUAUCAGGGAAAAGAGAGCUAUUGAACGCAACUCGGCUUGCUGUGUUCGGAACGAUCGUUCUGGCUGUGUCCAAACAUCAGAGAAGGAAUGCUCGAGUACUUUAGCUGUGUGGGUGAAGUGGCCCAGGGAUCCCAGCACUCCCAAGUUAAAUGGUAAAGACAGACAGUAUGGCUCAGUGUGUCAUCAGGAUCCCAGGAUAUGUCUGGAGCCUGCUUCAGUGUCGCCUCAUGAAUGGCCUGAUGACAUCACAAAGUGGCCGAUUUGUACCAGGUACAACACAGGGAACCACACCAACCUGCCUCACAUAGACUGCACCAUCACAGGCCGACCCUGCUGCAUCGGAACCAAAGGGAGGUGUGAAAUCACAUCCAGGGAAUAUUGUGACUUCAUGAAGGGCUACUUUCACGAGGAGGCAACUCUUUGCUCUCAAGUGCCCUGCAUGGAUGAUGUGUGUGGACUGUUGCCUUUCCUCAACCCUGCGAUUCCAGAUCAGUUUUACAGGCUCUGGCUCUCUCUCUUCUUGCAUGCUGGGUAAGUCAUUAGUGCCAAAGAUCUUUGGCAGAAUCUUUUCAAACCCUUUUGUUUGUCUUUAAACUUUCUGAGUGGAAAAAAAAAACCUAAAGAAAUU